CAUCUGUAAGACAUCCGAUGAUGGAUGUGAAUGUUCAACAUCUUCACGUGAUGCUGGUUUUUGUCAUCCUUCGUUUGCAUCUGACGCCCCGUGGAAUCUGUUUCUGCAGACAUUAUCAGAGGACCUUCUGAAUCUUGUAUGCAUCAAGUAACUGUGAAAACGUCAUUCAACCAGAGACUCAUUGAUAUGCAGAAGCAGACAAGGAAAGCUAUCACGCAUUGGGACAAGGAUCUACCAGCCAAUGACAAACACACCCUUCAGUCCAACAGAGCCUUUGUGGACGAAUAAUGGUUAUCUGUACUCAGUAUACCCAUUGGAAAUAAAACACUUUGUAUGUGCAUUUCUGAGAUCGUCACAAUUUAAAUUUACAUUUUGUGUUCUGUGUAUAAAGACAGAGGCAUUGACAGAUUUGGGACCAGGCUUGGAACAUUGUUAUUGAUGAAUAUAUUCACGCGGGUACAUCAACGUCUUAUUUACACAUGGUUGUUGGGUAAGUCUUAUCAGACAGCAUCAGCCUCAAUGGAACAUACACAGCUGAAGGGUGCUGACGUUUCUGUGCACAGGAAAGAAGGAACUGAAAAUAUCCAAGAGAAGAUAUGGAUACUGAAUUGCGUAAAUGCGUUUUAAACAUUUCUUGAAUUAUCCCAUAUUGCAACCAUAAACAAUGAAUGUGGGUGAGAAGACAGAGGCUCUGACGUUUGACGCAGACCGGCGUUCGCCAAAGUAUAGACUGAAAGAUCUGUGGAUCGAAUUCAGAGAUUCUACAGGCCUUCAUGGUGUUGAUAAGAUUAAACCUCCUUCAGUCAACCCCUUUAGCAUCCGAGGGUCGAUUUGGAUGAUAGCAUUGUGUUCAACUACGGCCUUCCUCGUGUAUAACCUUGUCGAUCAGAUUGGAGACUACUACAGCUAUCCCACCAUCACCAAGUUCACACCCAGAAUGGUGCCCUUCAUCGACUUCCCCGCCGUCACCAUCUGCAACAGAUGCACCCUCAACAAAACCCGUCUUGACGUUUAUCCAGAAAUGGAGACCUAUUUCUUCAACAGAUCUUUGGGAUUGGUGAAUGAAAGCUUAGUUCCUGUUUCGGAUGUAUUUCAGAAACAAUUGUCUUUAGAAUGGUGGAGGAAUAUGUCUAUGGAUGGAGCCGAAAUGCUGAUGUCAUGUGUCUUUGGUGGUGUACAGUUUGAUUGCAUGAGCAAGUUCCGACCUAUUUUCACGUCUGAGGGAUUGUGCCAUACCUUCAACUUCAAUGACAGCGAAAUUGCCCGAGUGAAGAAGGCGGGUGACUCCAAGAACCUCAUGGUCUUGCUGAAUAUCAAUCAGAACCAUUACACAUUUACAGCAAACAUGGCAGCAGGGAUUAGGGUAUUUCUCCAUAAUCCAUCUGUCCACCCAGACGCUGGCUCCACCAUUGUGAUGGCGGCAUCCGGCUUCUCCACAUAUGUCUCCAUGCAGAAAUAUGAGUAUAUCUACCAACCACUUCCCUACAUGGCGUUUGGUCACUCGGACUGUGUGGACACAACUAGUCCCGAGUUUGUGAAUCCUCUCAAGUACUACUCCCCUUACACCUUUAACCAUUGCGUCAUGGAGUGUGUUCAGACCAAGGCCUUCGACCAGUGUGGAUGUGUCGGACCUUCUGAUCCACGGGGUGGUCCUUUGUGUUCGUUGACGAAAGAGGGUAGUUGUUACAAGAUCAUUCUUGAUGCAGAGUCCAGCAAAGCUAACUUCCUGGAGGAAUGUGGAUGUGUCGGCGAGUGCAGGUUUGACAGUUACACUGCCCAGGUGUCCUCUAGCUCAUUCCCAGCAAAGGUCUGGGUCAACCACCUCCUGAAGACCAGAGGGGCACAGGACAAAGAAGCCAUGACAGAGAACUUCGUGGUGCUGAGAGUGUUCUACGACCAGAUGAUGGUGACAACCAUCACACAGCAACCUCAAUACACGGCGGCCUCGCUGUUUUCCAAUAUCGGGGGUCAGAUGGGCCUGUGUCUCGGAGCCAGCAUGCUGACAGUCGCAGAGAUCGCGGAAUUCCUGGUGUUCAUCACCCUCUUCCUCUUGGACAAAUGUAGAGGAAGAAAAGCUCGUAAUAGAAUCAGCAACUGGUAGACGAUUUGAUGGCAA
This is a messenger RNA of Haliotis rubra (blacklip abalone), 2116 nucleotides long. Its product is annotated as acid-sensing ion channel 1A-like. Gene Ontology annotation, cellular component: membrane. The coding region runs from base 665 to 2101 and encodes 478 amino acids. Gene Ontology annotation, molecular function: ligand-gated sodium channel activity. Gene Ontology annotation, biological process: sodium ion transmembrane transport. The record is from RefSeq and is a predicted model, not a curated record. Lineage: Eukaryota; Metazoa; Mollusca; Gastropoda; Lepetellida; Haliotidae. The transcript is spliced from 10 exons.